CUACCACCACCACCACCUGUCAAUGGUUACACGGCUAAGGGUCCCGUGAACAAGCGAUUGGCACCUUCUGGACCUCAUCCAUCCGAGUCUCCUGCCAAGAAGAAGCAGUCCAAGUGGAGUCCCGAGGAGGAUGCCGCAAUCAUCGAGCUUCGCGGUAACGGAAUGAAAUGGGAAGACAUUUCUAAGCACUUGCCCGGCCGCAGUGCCAUCAGCUGCAGACUCCGCUUCCAGAACUACCUUGAGCGUCGCUCAGAAUGGGAUGAUGAGAAGAAGAACAAGCUUGCUCGUCUCUAUGAAAGGUUCAAGAAGGACAUGUGGGAGAAGAUCGCCAAGGAGAUGGCCCUGCCAUGGCGGGCUGCUGAGGCUAUGCACUGGCAAAUUGGUGAAGUCGAGAUGGCCAGUCGUGCCAAUGUCCCCGUCUUUCAUCUUGCCGGUUCUGCUUCGCAAUCCCAGUCACAGUCACAAACAAAUGCAGCAAGAGCACAACACUACUACUCAGCAUCAAGCUCAACUUCGGCUUCUGCCGGGCCUGGUGAGCCC
Molecule: messenger RNA, 540 nt
Organism: Aureobasidium namibiae CBS 147.97
Lineage: Eukaryota; Fungi; Ascomycota; Dothideomycetes; Dothideales; Saccotheciaceae
Exons: 2
Biological process (GO): regulation of DNA-templated transcription
Cellular component (GO): nucleus
Molecular function (GO): DNA-binding transcription factor activity, RNA polymerase II-specific; RNA polymerase II cis-regulatory region sequence-specific DNA binding
Source: RefSeq, a predicted model, not a curated record